This is a messenger RNA of Astyanax mexicanus (Mexican tetra), 2744 nucleotides long. RefSeq names its product gap junction protein beta 3 (gene gjb3). Gene Ontology annotation, biological process: cell communication. The transcript has 2 exons. Gene Ontology annotation, cellular component: connexin complex. Lineage: Eukaryota; Metazoa; Chordata; Actinopteri; Characiformes; Acestrorhamphidae. Bases 492 to 1334 code for a protein of 280 amino acids. The record is from RefSeq and is a predicted model, not a curated record.
CAGUAAUUAGUCUGAGUGAGUGUUGGACUGGGUAAAUCCUGCUCCGGUGUUUAUGCUGGAGCUGAGGCCCGGCCCCAGGAAGGCGGAGAUUGGGAGCUCCAGGGUGGGAGUCGGUUCAGCAGCGAAGACUCUGGUUCAGCGCUGGAGGUUAGUAGUAUAGGCUGAGAGUGGCUGGGAGUGAUUUUACUGGACCUUUUUUUUUUAACCCCACCCUCACAGAUGCGGACAUUGCUUUCCGACCAACUCUACUGGAGUCCUACCGAACUGUCUACAGCUUUACCUUCACCAUAAUAUCGACUAAACUGGAUUAAUACAGCGACAGAACCGCGCCGAGACCUCCUGUCAGACCAGACCCACCAAAGUUUCUGUGGUGACAGCCACCAUUGGAAAUAGGAAGCAGAGUGUUGAGUGAGAAACAAUUGACUGCAACUAAAAAGAUAAGAGAAAAGUAGUGUAAGAGAGCUGGAGUAGAACUAAGACUGACUUAAACCAUGGACUGGAAGACGUUCCAGGCCCUGCUCAGUGGGGUGAACAAAUAUUCCACUGCUUUUGGGCGAAUAUGGCUGUCUGUGGUCUUCGUGUUCCGGGUGAUGGUGUACGUUGUGGCGGCAGAACGAGUGUGGGGCGACGAGCAGAAGGACUUCGACUGCAACACCAAGCAGCCAGGCUGCCCCAACGUCUGCUAUGACCACUUCUUCCCCAUCUCGCACAUCCGUCUGUGGGCACUUCAGCUCAUCUUCGUCACGUGCCCCUCACUGCUGGUGGUGAUGCACGUCAAGUACAGAGAAGAGCGUGAGCGGAAGUACCAACAGAAGCACGGCGCUGAUGCCAAGCUCUACGACAACACGGGCAAGAAGCACGGCGGCCUGUGGUGGACGUACCUGCUCAGCCUCUUCGUCAAGGCAGGUAUCGAGGUGGCCUUUCUCUACAUCCUCCACCGCAUCUACGACAGCUUCCACCUGCCUCGGCUGGUCAAGUGCGAAAUCAAGCCCUGCCCGAAUGUGGUCGACUGCUACAUCGGCAGACCAAUGGAAAAGAAAGUCUUCACCUACUUCAUGGUCGGCGCCUCGGCCAUCUGCAUCGUGCUCAGCGUCUGCGAGAUCAUCUAUCUCAUCUCCAAGCGGAUCACCAGUUGCGCCAAGAAGAUGAAGAGCCACCGCAAGCACAUGGCUAUGUACCAACACCAGUACCGGGACCACGACAGCAACUGCACCCUGCCCAUGCACGAACUGGACCGCAGGUCAGAGUACAAGACCAUGAUGAAGUCCGAGCUCCAGCCUGAACCUUGCAAACCAAUGAUGAGGGCUUCUGCUCCCAACCUGUCUUUGGCCUAGUAUGGAGAUAUGCUCUGUAGACUGAGAUGGAGAUGGACUCCAAGCUGAGCAUUGAAGAAGACCAAGAUGCAUUGGUUCAAGCCAAUGAUUUGAUCUUGGUGUCAUGUACUUGCGCUUCAGAAGCUUGUUAUGUGGUUAUAUAGCGUGGAAUACUUGAACAGUGUUUAUACUGAAUACUGAAACCACUAUUGAGGCAUCUGUUAGGUAUCACCAUGAAAAGACUUAAAAAAAAUCAUAUGUUUUUUUACAGGAAUGCAAGAGGAAUGUUUUUGUGUACAUGUGUCCGUACAUGCAGUUACUUUAAACUUAAUCUGCUAUUAAGAACAAAAAGUGCCUUAAAAGCAUAUUGUUGCCAAGGAUGCUCAGGAUCUCUGAAGGGAGAUGCAGUGCUAACUCAUCCACUGAUAAGAUUUAAUUACUUUUACUACACUAGAAUUAUGAUAGGUUGUUAAGACUGUGGCCCUGCUGCCUAUUAAAGCUUUCUGCUCCUACCUUGACCAUAUCCAACCAAGAAGAAAACCUCAAAGACAUGGACAACACCAUGCAGAACCUUUAAAAAGGGCUUAACCUUUACAAGUCAGGGCCUUGAACUUGGAGCAAAGCCUUACAACCCAAGGUUCCUAUCUAGCUAUACACGGUUCCGAGUGUUCCCUGCUUGGAAGCAUCUGAUUUAAAUUUUCAAAGCUAGGAAACUGAUUGUCUUUAACAUACUUCAACAUCAUUGUAUCAUUGUUAGGAUGUGAUGAUUAACCAAUGUUUUUUCCAUUAUUGGAACUUGACUUUAACUUCACUAGUUUAGAAGACUAAUUGUUAUUUCUUGCCCAAAGAAAAACUUCAUCAAACACUGCCAGUCCAUCAAGUCUAACCCCAAACAGACUAGGGGCCAUCUCUCGCACCCUGCUUAAGGCGUGUCACAAUGGUCAUUGCUAUCUUACAACCUGCUGACAGAUUUUUUUUACGCCUUGUGUCUGCAUUGUUAAAAUAGCAAAGGCGCUUGUGAAAAUAUCUACGCUGAUGGGCGUAGUGGUCUGGAAAUUAGGUGUGUUCAGGUACAUUUCUGGUGUGUUGCUAUCUUGGUCACGGAAAAAACAGGUGUGCCACUGACUGAAAAUAAUGAGCAGUUCAGUUUUCUUAGCUAAAAAAAAGCGUUGGAAGUGUCCAGGUAGCUGCACCGUUAAAAUAGUAACACCGACACACCUGGCUCUUAAAGGUGAUGGUCAGUGACAUGCUGAUUAUUUUUUUUUAUUAUUAUUCUUUACACCCAAAACACACCCAUGAUUAAUUAGAAAAAAAUUAAUACAUGCCUUUUAUGCAUUUUAAGCCACACAAGGCAUACUUUUCCUGUCGUUACGAUAGCGAAGACACACUUACACCCUAAAUCAAUCUGCUCAGUGCAUAGCUGAUGGCUUG